AUGUCUUUGAAUCAGCAAUUGUUGCAGGACCCUGACUUAACUAAUCGUAUUGUAGGGGUGUUGAGCCAUUUUCGCCAAGAGACUGUCGGCCUUGUAGCCGAUAUACAAUCAAUGUUUCAUCAAGUAAGAGUGGAACCCAGAGACUCUGAUGCAUUAAGAUUUUUGUGGUGGGAGGGAGGAGAGCUAUCAGCAGAGUUAGUGGAGUACCGAAUGGUGAAACACAUAUUUGGAGCGACGUCGUCGCCAAGUGUCGUGAACUUUUGUUUGAAGAAAACUGCAGAGAUGGACGGAGGGCAGAAUUCAGAAGUUGCAAGUGUCAUCAACAGGAACAUGUAUGUCGAUGACCUCAUGAAGUCAACUGAAACAGUGACAGACGCAAUUGUGCUGGCAAACAAAGUUCGUGAGCAGCUCAGCAAAGGUGGUUUUCAUCUAACAAAAUGGUGCAGUAAUGACAGGAGAGUCAUAGCUGCUAUUCCAGAAUCAGAGAGAGCUAAGACAGUUGUGAACUUGGAGCUUGAACAGCUUCCAACCCAAAGUGCCUUAGGAAUGAAGUGGGACAUUGAAGAUGACAAAUUUGUGUGGGAGGUCUCAGACAAACUUAUGAGUGCGUCUUCCAAGAAACCAGUGACAAGACGUGGCAUAGUGUCUGUUGUGUAUUCUUUAUUUGAUCCACUUGGGUUCAUUGCACCAUACAUCAUGAAGGCAAAACUGCUACUUCAGAUGUUAACCAGAAAGAAGAUUGGAUGGGAUGAACCACUUGAAGAGAACGAGACUGUGCAGUGGUCAAGAUGGCUAGACGACCUUAGCAAGCUUGAAGAGGUGAAGAUUGAUCGCUGUUUCAGACCCAAAGGAUUUGUAAAGGUUCAAGAAACCCAGUUACACCUGUUCUCAGAUGCCUCGAGACAAGGUUAUUCAUCGGUCGCAUACCUUCGUUUUGAAGAUGUUGAGGGGCGAGUCCAUUGUUCGUUCGUCAUGGGCAAGGCCCGGUUAGCUCCAAUCAGAGAAAUUUCCAUUCCAAGACUUGAGUUGACUGCAGCAGUCAUCUCUGUGAAACUCAGCCAUGCUAUCCGUGAUGAAUUGGAUCUGACCGUGAACAAAGUCAUUUACUGGACAGAUUCCAACUCUGUUUUGAAGUGUAUAAACAAUGAAACCAAGAGAUUUCACACCUUCGAGUCCAACCGCCUGACGAUUAUACACGAUGGUUCUGCUCCCCAAGAAUGGCAAUAUGUCAACAGAGACGAGAACACGGCAGACGAUGGAUCAAAGGGUCUAAAGCUAGACGUUCUGAUCAAGAACAACCGAUGGCUGACAGGUCCUAAGUUUUUGUGGAAAGGGGGAGAAUACUGGCCAAAGAUGAUUGAGGUCCCUUGCCUCAAGGAUGAAGAUCCAGAAGUCAGAAAGGAGAAUCAAGUUUAUGUGACAGCGGUCAGUUGUGAUGUCAUGGAGAAGCUUAUUCUGUACUAUUCAUCCUGGUGGAAGCUCAAGGUAGCAAUUGCCUGGUUGCUGCGCUAUAAACAGUAUCUUAUGAACAAGUUUCUACAACUCAGAGAAGGUUGCCCAACCACACAUGAUUCAACGGAAGGAAGGAAUUACCUCAAACUUGACGAGCUUCGCGAGGCAGAGCAUGAAAUCAUGCGCUAUGUUCAACACAAAGAGUUCCCUGAUGUAACAGCUCUCCAGCCAGGAGCGGAUGAAAGGUCAGUAAAGAGGCUAAUGUCAGAAUCCUCAAGUUCAAGAUGGAGUGCUGAGAGUAGGAGGCAGUAA
This is a messenger RNA of Pocillopora verrucosa, 1764 nucleotides long. NCBI's taxonomy places the organism in Eukaryota, Metazoa, Cnidaria, Anthozoa, Scleractinia, Pocilloporidae. The record is from RefSeq and is a predicted model, not a curated record.